UGCUGAUGUGUCCGGGCGGUGCGGGGGGAGCGCGGCCGGGGCGGCUGACGCGUGUCCUGCCCCGCAGCGCUCCGGCGCCGGCAGCCGGCCAUGGCCUCCAAGCUGCUGCGGGCCGUGGUGCUCGGGCCCCCCGGCUCGGGGAAGGGCACGGUGUGCGAGAGGAUCGCCCGCAGCUUCGGGCUCCAGCACCUCUCCAGCGGGCAGUUCCUGCGGGAGAGCCUCGGCGGCGGCGGCGAAGCUGGACUCCUGGCCAAGCAGUACCUGGAGAGAGGGCUCCUGGUGCCCGACCACGUCAUCACACGGGUGAUGAUGGCAGAGCUGGAGAGGCGGCGGGAGCAGCACUGGCUGCUGGAUGGAUUCCCCCGGACGCUGGGACAAGCCAAGGCUCUGGAUGGGAUCUGCGAGCUGGACCUGGUGAUCAGCCUCAACAUCCCCUUCGAGACGCUGAAGGAUCGUCUGAGCGCCCGCUGGGUGCACCCCGCCAGCGGCAGGGUCUACAACAUGGACUUCAACCCUCCCCAAACACAGGGCGUGGAUGAUGUGACGGGAGAGCCGCUGGUGCAGCGCGAGGACGACAGGCCCGAGGCAGUGGCGGCGCGGCUCAGGAAGUACAAGGACGCUGCCAAACCCGUGAUGGAGCUGUACCGGAGCAGGGGCAUCCUGCACUCCUUCUCGGGCACAGAGACCAACAAGAUCUGGCCCUACGUGUACGCCCUGCUGUCCAGCAGGAUCCCGCCCGUGCUGCCGGACGAGGAGCACUGAGCAGCUCGUGCCGAGGGCCAGGAUGGAAUUCCAUGGAUGGAUUUGGGUCCCAGCACCAUGCCAGGGCUGUGCUGGGGGUGGGUGAUCCCAAACCGGGUGACAUCGGUGGGUACAGCCACACCAGGAUCAGAUCUUUGUUUAUAAGGUCAAGCCUGCUGGAAUAAGGGGUUUUUCCCUCUUUUGGGGCUAGGGAGUUUUCCUGCCUGUGRUCCAUCACGGAUUGGUGAUGCUGACUGGGGCGGUGACCAUUCCAGGUUUACACAGCUUUGCCAUGGUGUCCUUGCCAUCCCUCGCCAGCCCCCAACCCCUGUCUGAGCCUGCAAUGUGCCAUCCYGCUGCUCCACGGGACCAUUCACUGCUGAGGACUCUCUAGGCCGAGGGCUUUUCCUAUAAAUUAUUUUCUAUUAAAUGUAUUUCUUAGAGAAACAAAGYUCCAGAGAGCAACACUCAGCCCAGUGGGAAUUUCAGGAGCAGYGUGGAAACAAAGCUGGGAGGUGUGAGGAUCACAUUCCCAGCAUUAACACACAAAAGAGGGAAAACAUUGGACGUAAAACUCUCCUUCUGCAGGGAGAGGUGAAUUGCUGGUUUAAAAUCUGCUCUCCAGGAUUUUWUGGAAUGCUGUGAGACUGAGCAGGGGCUGGGCUGGGGAUGAGU
Messenger RNA from Malurus melanocephalus (red-backed fairy wren), 1416 nucleotides. It is a transcript of the gene AK4, whose product is annotated as adenylate kinase 4. The record is from RefSeq and is a predicted model, not a curated record. Gene Ontology annotation, molecular function: ATP binding; AMP kinase activity; nucleoside diphosphate kinase activity. Bases 91 to 762 code for a protein of 223 amino acids. Lineage: Eukaryota; Metazoa; Chordata; Aves; Passeriformes; Maluridae. The transcript has 5 exons. Gene Ontology annotation, biological process: nucleobase-containing compound metabolic process. Gene Ontology annotation, cellular component: cytoplasm; mitochondrion.